CCUGCCCACCUGCGCGUGCUCUCGGCUAAAGUGCCAGAGUGGGAAUUUCUCGUUUUUUUGCUCUUUGGGCCAGUCUCCACACACAGUCGUCACUCAGCCCUGGACAAGCCCUCCUUUCCUCCCCCCCUGCUGCUCCCUCAAUUGACUUACUGAACCGCGCGCACCCACCGAAUUGGAACCUCUUUUUUUGACUCAGCAAGCCAGAAAAGAUCAAGUACGUCUGCCCACGAAUUUCGAUAUCCUCUUCCUCUUCUCUUCUCCUUCACGGAUCUACUAACACACAGUCAGACGUCGCCAAAAUGGUCAAGAAGAGAAAGAACAACGGACGCAACAAGAAGGGCCGCGGCCACGUCAAGCCCAUCCGCUGCAGCAACUGCUCGCGAUGCACGCCCAAGGACAAGGCGAUCAAGCGCUUCACCAUCCGCAACAUGGUCGAGUCUGCUGCCAUCCGUGAUAUCUCGGACGCCUCCGUCUUCGCGGAGUACACCGUGCCCAAGAUGUACCUGAAGCUGCAGUACUGUGUCUCUUGCGCCAUUCACGGCAAGAUUGUCCGUGUUCGUUCCGUCGAGGGCCGCCGCAACCGCGCUCCCCCUCCCCGUGUCCGCUACAACAAGGACGGCAAGAAGAUCGUUCCCAACACCCCCAAGACCACCACUGCUUAAGCGAUUGCUUCCAUGAGGUUGCUGUUGGUGUUGCGUCUGGCGUUGGCGAUGAAGAGCAGUGGAUGGAAAAGUUCUCCUUUCAGGCAUGGUUUGGGAACUGGAUUGGGCUUUAUGACGUUCGUCUAGGAGAAUCGGGCCAUGGCCCUAGGUUAGCAAAGGAAAUGCUUCAUGACACU
Messenger RNA from Colletotrichum destructivum, 838 nucleotides. RefSeq names its product Putative ribosomal protein eS26 superfamily. The record is from RefSeq and is a predicted model, not a curated record. Gene Ontology annotation, cellular component: cytosolic small ribosomal subunit; ribosome. Gene Ontology annotation, biological process: translation. Lineage: Eukaryota; Fungi; Ascomycota; Sordariomycetes; Glomerellales; Glomerellaceae. Bases 300 to 662 code for a protein of 120 amino acids. Gene Ontology annotation, molecular function: structural constituent of ribosome; mRNA binding. The transcript is spliced from 4 exons.